AUGUGCGAACCAACUAUCUUUCACUCUGGCUCACAGUCUGCCGCCACCGAAAAUUCUGUGCCUCAACAGCCCAUAACCGUCCCAUUUCCUCCGCCAGUCAAAGUAGAGGAUUUGAUCAACAUAAAAAAGGAUGGCGAGGUGCCAGCAAGAUCACCAAACGCAUUUCUGAUAUAUCGAAGAUUGUUUGUUCGUGAAUUAAAAGCAAAAGACUGCACGUUUAAAAUGACCGAAGUCAGCUCUAUGGCUAGUAUAUCUUGGCAAAAUGAACCGAAAUACGUUAAGGAUGAGUACUGGCGCAUUGCCACGGAGGCACGGAAUGCUCUGAUGAAUGCACGUCGUACGUCGUUAUCCUUUGCUCGUCGCAAGCAACGCGGGUCGAAUCGGUUCACAGGUCGCAUAAAGGAAGACUCGCAAACAAAUGCUGCCCAAAAAAAGAUUGUUGAAAAUACAAUCGAACCAGCUCAUUUUCAACAGCAACAGCAACAACAGCAACAACAGCAGCAACAACAGCAACCGCAGCAACCGCAGCAACAACAGCAACAACCGCAGCAGCAACAGAAUAAUAGUCAAUUCAUUUAUGAUCCGUUUGCUUGUAUGCCAUCGGAAUGGUGGCUGUAUACGAAUACUCUUGACCAGCCACCUUAUCUUCACCCUCCCUCCAUCUCUCUAUCUCCAGAGGCCCAAUACGUUAACGACAUAUCCGAAGAUACCAGCUAUUUUUGGAAUAUAAAUCCUAUUGGUCAAUCAUCGUCUGAUGAAGAAUUGACCAGUCAGCAAACCACUCCGACUGAGCCGGUGCUGGAUGUAUCUCCGUCCAUGUCAGUUUGGGUGAACAGUCCGUCUAGCCCUUCUAAUAAUGUUAAUGAACAGACGGAUGUUUCUUCAUACCGUCAAUCCAUCGCUAGUUGGGAUGAUCCCAUGUAUAAUAUUGAGAUAGGGGGUGAUGAAAAUGAGCUUUUUCAACAAACAUUUAUGCUUUCGUGA
Messenger RNA from Paraglomus occultum, 984 nucleotides. The record is from the annotation of a GenBank genome assembly. Lineage: Eukaryota; Fungi; Glomeromycota; Glomeromycetes; Paraglomerales; Paraglomeraceae.